This is a messenger RNA of Solanum pennellii, 906 nucleotides long. RefSeq names its product thioredoxin-like 3-2, chloroplastic. Gene Ontology annotation, cellular component: chloroplast stroma. Bases 78 to 653 code for a protein of 191 amino acids. The transcript is spliced from 5 exons. NCBI's taxonomy places the organism in Eukaryota, Viridiplantae, Streptophyta, Magnoliopsida, Solanales, Solanaceae. The record is from RefSeq and is a predicted model, not a curated record.
UUGUCUUUUUUCUCUAUGCCCCAAACAACCACUACAAGAGCCGUCAACGCUGUAUAGCUUUAUCGAACAGUAAAGUAAUGUCUAGCUCAACACAAUUUUCUCCAGUUAUUCAACAAUUAUUCGCAAGAAAAUCGAACCCAUCGUCCAUUUCAGCUUUUAAAGCUUCAAAAUUGGUACUUUUAGCACCAAUUUCCCUAAAUUGUUCAAGACUUCACUUGGAUUUUAAGGUGAGAGUUCAGGUUUUGGAAAAUCAUGAUGGAGAAAGUUCUGUACAAGAUCUUGAUGAUUCACCUGCUUCGAUUGAGCUACAACACAUUUCUGAUGAACCCCAAUUUGAUCGAGUUAUAGCUGAAGCACAACAGCUUGAUGAAUCUAUUGUGAUUCUAUGGAUGGCAAACUGGUGCCGCAAAUGCAUAUACUUGAAACCAAAAUUGGAAAAACUGGCUGCUGACUACUUCCCAAGAACACGCUUUUACUCUGUUGAUGUCAAUAAUGUUCCACACAAGCUUGUGGUUCGCGCUGGAGUAACUAAAAUGCCGACCAUACAGUUAUGGAGGGAUGGGAAGAAACAAGCGGAAGUAAUUGGCGGCCACAAAGCAUAUGUAGUCGUUAGUGAGGUACGCGAUAUGAUUGAAAAUGAAGAUAAUUUGUGACUUGAAGACAUUAUCCUAUACUUCCAUUAGAAUCCAUUUUCCCAGUUUUGUUCUGGUUCAUAUCCUAUAUACAUUUACUUCAGAUGUACUUUUGAAAAGGUAAACUAUACACACAGAUUUAUUUUUGUUUUAUUUUUUCAAACAUUCAAAGAGGAAAAUGUUUAUUUCUUUUUCUGUAUCCUGUACAUUUAUUGUAAACAUCAGGUCCUCAAAUGUCCAUUUAUUAUAUGUACUAAUUAUUGUUUCUUUUCUC